This is a messenger RNA of Oreochromis niloticus (Nile tilapia), 1592 nucleotides long. Its product is annotated as cathepsin L1-like. Gene Ontology annotation, molecular function: cysteine-type peptidase activity. Bases 181 to 1209 code for a protein of 342 amino acids. Gene Ontology annotation, biological process: proteolysis. The record is from RefSeq and is a predicted model, not a curated record. The transcript has 7 exons. NCBI's taxonomy places the organism in Eukaryota, Metazoa, Chordata, Actinopteri, Cichliformes, Cichlidae.
CUGUCAAUAAAAAGAGGCAAAAGAGGGAAGUCAGGUUUGAAGUUGUUGCUUGGAUGGGCGAGUGGCAACACUACUCAGACAGAUGCUUCCCUUGCCAGCAAGGCAAGCUCUGAGUGUCUUGCUUUGUUCGGAGUGACAGGUCUCUGAGACAGCGAGGUCUGUGAGUUUAGACCUAACAAAAUGAUUUUUGUCUGUUUCAGCUUGUUUUUAGUCAAGAUGAAGUUGCUUCUAGUUGUUGCUGCUGUUCUGGCUGUAUCCAGCUGUGCCAGAGUCUCUCUGGAAGACAUGGAGUUUCAUGCCUGGAAGCUCAAGUUUGAAAAAUCCUACGACUCUUCAUCAGAGGAGACUCAAAGGAAGCAGAUCUGGCUCACCAACCGUAAACUUGUGCUAAAGCACAAUGCUUUGGCUGACCAGGGUUUGAAGUCCUUCCGCCUUGGGAUGACCUACUUUGCUGAUAUGGAAAAUGAAGAGUACAAAAAGCUGGGCUGUCUUGGCUCCUUCAAUGCCUCUCUGCCUUGCCGUGCCUCUACCUUAAAUCGGCUGCCUAAAGUUACAGUCCUGCCCAAAACUGUUGACUGGAGGGAACAGGGAUACGUCACUGAUGUCAAGCAUCAGCAGCAGUGUGGCUCCUGCUGGGCUUUCAGUGCAACUGGUGCACUGGAGGGUCAGCACUUCAAGAAGACAGGAACACUGGUGCCUCUGAGUGAGCAGCAGUUGGUGGACUGCUCUCGUAAAUAUCGCAACAACGGCUGUGAUGGAGGAGAACCGAACUGGGCCUUUCAGUACAUCAGAGACAAUGGAGGAGUUGACACUGAGAAGUCCUACCGUUAUGAGGCUAAAGAUGGACAAUGCCGUUACAGGUCUAAUUCUAUUGGUGCCAAAUGCAAUGGUUAUGUUGAUGUGAGUCCAUUUGAAGAAGCCCUCAUGGAAGCCGUGGCUACUAUCGGACCAAUAUCUGUGUCCAUUGAUGAUUCUCGUGUGUCAUUCCAACUCUACCAAUCAGGAGUGUAUGAUGAACCUUGGUGCAGCAACAUAAACUUGAACCAUGCUGUGCUGGCUGUGGGUUAUGGUACUGAGAAUGGACAUGACUACUGGCUGGUCAAGAACAGCUGGGGUAGUGGAUGGGGAAACAAGGGAUACAUUAAGAUGACCAGGAACAAAGGCAACCAGUGUGGGAUUGCUACUGAAGCAAGCUACCCUCUGGUCUGACAAGGUGGAAGCAAACUCGUCUGCAUCUUUUUUUCUGCUUUGACCAAAAUGUGUUUAAAGUGCUAUUAAAACAUCAUAAACUUCUGAGCAUCCACUUAUGCAUUUUCUUUAACCGAGGCAGUAUCUUUUCCCUUUUUGGUGAUUCAAGGAAUAACUUUAUAAAGACCAAAAAUAAAAUUUUAUUUGUGUCGUUUCACUGUACUGGUAGUAUAUGACUUAAUAGCCAUGUCUUUUCUUCUUCUGCUUUGACCGUAAUGUGUUUAAAGUUCAGUUGAAAUGUAAUAAACUUCUGAGGAUUUAUUUUUUUUAACUGAGUUAUGAAAUGCAAUUUUUUUUGUUCAUGGAGUCAGGAGUUUGUCUUUUUGGGGUAAUUCAUAGAAUAA